Messenger RNA from Parnassius apollo (apollo), 729 nucleotides. The record is from the annotation of a GenBank genome assembly. Lineage: Eukaryota; Metazoa; Arthropoda; Insecta; Lepidoptera; Papilionidae.
AUGGAAGACGCAGUAUUUCAAAUAACUUCAUCGUAUAAUCAAGACGUGCAAACUUUAAAUAGCAGCAAAGGCCAUGUUGAAAAUAUUCCAAUAUAUGAAAAGCCAGUUGACAGCGCCCAGGAGUUAGAUGAACUCGAAAAUCAGUUAUCGGACCCAAACAAUAGAGACUGUUUGAAAAAUAGAUAUUCUAUACUUUGUUCUGGAGGUAAAGCUAUAGACUGUGCUUAUAUGCUUGUUGAUGUUAUGUUUACAAGGAAAUUUAUUUGUGAGUGCUCAUGGAGUGGGGACAGCAGAGGUGAAGAUUUGAAAAUUCCUUUAAAAGGUUAUAAACAUGUCUUGUCUUUUUUCUGGAAUAUGGUGCACUAUUGGGAUCAGGAAUAUUCUUUAAAAGAUAAUGAAUUAUUUUUCAAAACGAUUUUGAAAAAUGCCAAAAAAAGAAAAAUUGCAAAACUUGAAAGAGCUUCAACAUCAAGGCAACGUUCGAAACCCAAAAAUAAUUUGAAACGUAUGAAGUUUUCAGAAGAAAAUGAGACAAAUGUAACUUCUGAUAACGGUGAAAGUGAGAAUGAGAUAAACGAAGAAGAAAACACGAUAAAUAAGAAGAAAAGAAAUGAUUCAGUAGAAGAACACACAAAGGAAAAUAAAGAAGGCGAUGUUAUAAAAAAUAUCUCAAAAGACAUCGCCAAAUAUAAUAGUAACGUUAUAAUUGGAAAGGAGACAAGUGUCUGA